Nematolebias whitei (Rio pearlfish) is the source of this 1342-nucleotide messenger RNA. RefSeq names its product G protein-coupled receptor 151 (gene gpr151). Gene Ontology annotation, biological process: G protein-coupled receptor signaling pathway. Gene Ontology annotation, cellular component: membrane. The record is from RefSeq and is a predicted model, not a curated record. Lineage: Eukaryota; Metazoa; Chordata; Actinopteri; Cyprinodontiformes; Rivulidae. The coding region runs from base 1 to 1317 and encodes 438 amino acids. The transcript has a single exon. Gene Ontology annotation, molecular function: G protein-coupled receptor activity.
AUGGACCUGCCAGUUGAGGUCAAUGGGACAGUGAUGAACAGCUCCAUAGACAAGUGGACAUUUCAUGAGCUCGAUUCGUUCCAUCAGAGGGAAGCAAACAAGCUCAGAGUCCUCGUGCCAGCCAUCCUGGGGGUCAUCUGCGUCUUGGGCGCGGCUUGUAACCUCACAGCCAUGAUCAUCCUGUUUUCAACUGCGCACAGAGGCAAGCUGUCCCUCAUCAACUCCCUCAUCUUCAACCUGAUGUUUGCAGACGGGCUGCUGCUGAUGUUCACCGUGCCCUUCAGGGCCGCGUCGUACUCCAAGGCGAGCUGGAGUCUGGGCUGGGCAGUGUGCAAGACGGCCGACUGGUUCCUGCAGUCCUGCAUGGCAGCGAAGAGCCUCACAGUGGCGUUUAUGGCCAAAGCCUGCUGCCGCUACGUCUCGAACCCCACCAGGCAGGUGAGCAUCCACCUGGGCUCCAUCUUGGUGGUGCUCUUCUUCAUCUGGCUGUCAGCCUGCUUGGCCACCAUUCCUCUGUGGCUCUUUGCUGAUCUGCAGAGAGGCGUUCACGGGCUUGUGUGCGUGAUGAAGGUUUCCCCUGAAGCUCUGGGUUUCAUGUCUGUGUAUGUCAAAGCGUACCCACUGGGGGUCUACUGUGCACCCCUCAGCUUUGCCCUCAUGUAUUUCUGGAAGGCUUAUGGCCACUGCCAGCGGCGCUCCAGCAAGACCCAGAAUCUGCGCACUCAGAUCAGAUCUAGGAGGCUCACCUUGAUGCUUUUCAGCCUCACGGUGGCCAUGGCUGUUCUCUGGCUGCCUCAGUGGGUGCUGUGGGUUUGGGAGCGCCACAUGGCAGAGAAAGUAAGUGAAGGAGCGCAGCCUGCUGUCUCCCCUCCACUCAUUUUCCUGACCCUCUCUGCUCAGCUGCUCACAUUCUCUCUGUCUCUUGUGAACCCACUCAUCAUCCUCUUCCUCUCUGAGGAGUUCAGAGAAAGUUACAGGGGUCUGUGGAGACGUCUCACCUUGCGCAAGCAACCUCCACCUAAGGCAAAGCUCGGACCUCACAACCCUACCUCCCUGCAGUCUCCCUGCCCCAGACGAGAGACCUCAGUGGAGGGGAGACUUCAGCUCAGCUUCAGCCGGGAACCUAGUAGCGAGGUGCAGCCCCGUCCGGAGGAGGACGCAGCAGUGGGGAGAACAGACGUGGACAGGACAAGUCUCAAAGAUGGUCCGGUCUUACCUGACGUGGAGCAGUUCUGGCAGGAGAGGGAGACUGGACUGCACGGAGAGGAAAACGAUCCGGUGCCGUGGGAGAAUCAGACCAAAGAGGAGAAAAAGUAAAUGCAACAUUUAUGGCUGAUCUUUG